AGCGAAGAAGUGUAGCCUAAUACAAAUAAGUUUUUAGUAUUCUGUAAAAGUAGUUAAAGAAAAAGAAAACGUCUCUAGAGGACUUGCCUUGUCUUCGGAUUGUCAGGAAGCUACAUUUUAUUUCUAGCCUUUUAAUUUCGUCUUUGUAAAAGAUAUCUUAAUGUUUCAUAGCAUUGUAGAAUAUUAUGCAGAUAGCCAGGACAGAUGUGGCUACUGCAAAAGUCCCAAUACGCAUUUCAGCCAUGGUAUGUGGGCACAUUCUAUGACUGUUAGCGACUAUCAAGAUCUCAUCGAUAGAGGCUGGCGGAGAUGUGGAAAAUAUUGUUACAAGCCGACUAUGGAUGUUACUUGCUGCCCUAUGUACACUAUAAGGUGUAGAGCAUUAGAAUUUAAAGCUACUAAGUCUCAGAAGAAAGUAUUGAAGCGUUUCAAUAAAUAUUUAGUGGGACAAGAUACAAAUGAGAAAUCUGAGCCUACUGGGGAUGGCAACAGGAAGAUGUCUACUUGCAGUAGUGAGGCGGACAUGGCAGAGGGGGUGGAGCAAUUCCUGGAGAGUACAAAUGUGCCACAGAAAAUUAACAUUAGUAACAUUGUAAAGGCAGACGAAGAUGAGGCUUUUGAAGAUGCUAAAGAGCAAUCUAAAGAAGAACCAAAAGUACUAAUAGAAUCUGCUUCCAAUCCAGUAAGCAAUCCAUUAGAUAAGAGUAAGCCAAAAGAAAUGAAAAAAGGUGAAGGCUAUGACCCAGCUAAAGCUCCAAGUAAAAAAGCAAAGCAAUUAAGAUUGGAGAGGAAAAUGGAGAAACUUAAGGAAAAAGGGAUUGAUAUUAACUCUUUGUCCAAUACAAACAAAAAUAAGGAAAAAGAAGUAGAGGACUUUAUAAAUGAAUUACCCGAUGAUGUCAAACACAAAUUAGAGAUAAAAUUAGUGAGAACCGCACCUCCGAGCCCUGAAUGGGAGGCAACUAUGACAGAGACUUGUGAAGUUUAUGCCAAGUAUCAGACAAUCAUACAUAAUGACAAACCAGAAAAAUGUACACCAACAAAGUUCCAUAGCUUUUUAGUGCAGAGCCCAUUGCUGGAAGAACAUAGUGAAUCUGCCCCCCCAUGUGGCUAUGGCUCUUUCCAUCAACAAUAUUGGCUUGACGGAAAGCUCAUAGCUGUUGGUGUUAUAGACAUACUACCUAAGUGCGUCUCAUCAGUUUAUUUCUUCUAUGACCCAGCAUAUACACAUCUUACACUGGGCACUUAUGGAGCUUUAAGGGAGAUAGCAUUUACUCGACAGCUGCAGUCAGUCAGUCCCGCGCUAAAGUAUUACUACAUGGGCUACUACAUCCACUCCUGUAAGAAGAUGCGUUACAAGGGCAACUUCUAUCCUUCAGAUCUAGCAUGCCCUGAGACUUAUAAAUGGUGCCCAUUAAAGGACUGUAUUCCUAAGCUCGAAGUAACGCCAUAUUCUAGAUUAGACCCGGACAUUGAUAGUGUUGACGACAACUAUCCGAAAGAUGGCGAUAUUAAUUAUGUACCCGUGUUGGCCAAAUGUGUUGUAAUGCCAUAUAAAACUUAUAAGAGGAAAUAUGAGAAGGGUAACUUUGAAGAGCUAUUGCUGCAGUAUUCACAAUUAGUUGGAGUGGUUUGUGCCAAGCGCAUGAUAAUAGUAAGUCAAUAAUGUAGUUACUAUAGAAAAUGUUGUUCUUUCAGUUCUUUCUAGUUUAAUUCCCACCUUUAAUGUAACAAAUCUGUUUGUUCUUUGUACUUAAAUAGUGUUUUGUGAUAGAAUAAUAUUUAGUGUAAACUACCUUCGCCAUUAUAUUUACUAGUAUAUUUACGGAUUUUACGGAUUGUACCCAGGUGUUGACGCAUUUAUCGAUACCCCAUCACCCAUCAGCAUUAAACAGAUGAUGAGAUGACGUCUUAUACCUAUUUCAGACUAAAUGACUUAAGGUGCACCAGACACGAGCUGAAAUGAUCAUAAUUCAGCACCGGAAUAUCUAUGAUCACAGAAUAAAAUCACAUAUUGUCUAUGGCACCCGCAUUUUUGUAUAAAAAAUUUCAGAAAUUUUGAAUUUGUUGGUCACUGAAGAAAUUUUGAAUAGCUGAUGAAUUGAUGAUAGGUACAUUCAGCUCGUGUGCGUGUGGCUUAGCCGAUUCGACGUUCCCAAAAAUGCGGUGACACACUUAGUCAUCUGAACAAAGGUCUAUAGUUGCUCAACAUACAAAUAUUUCAUAAAUAUAAUUUUUCAUAGUAGUUAUAAUAAUAUUAUACGUCCGAUAUUGAUUUAAUUAUGUCUAACUAGUCAUAAUCAAUAAGUUUAAUUCAAGCUUUCUAAUACUAAUGUUAUUCAAUGUGUACAACACAAUAAAAGCAAAUAAUUACACACAUUUCUUCGAGUCAACCUUUGGUGGAAAGGUUAACGCAGCCAAAUCAUUUGUGCUGUUUUCAAGGUAAAAGGGGACAUACUGUCGGUAGGUACCUAGUCAAUAUUCCGCAAUAUGAUUCAAACUUAUCGACAACCGACUCUGUGGUAACUUUUGCCUGAAAACGCCGCAUGUAUGUUUACGCUUAAGCAAGUCGUGCAUACAUAAGUAUUUUUGCUCGGAAUACCUAGAACUCAAAAUUAUAUCAUGCGCAGUAGGAGUACCUACGAAUCUUAAAGUUAUUAUUUAAUUCCUGAAAAACAUAUAUUGUUGAUGUUUUCAUUUACAAACCUGUCUUUUUCAUUCACGUACGAGUACAUAGUGUAAAUGGACUUUUUCAGUAGGUUGAUUUAGAGAUGUACCUUGAAAGUGUACUGUAUUAUUUAUAAAAAUGAAAUUAGGAAAUUUAUUUUUUAAUUGGUCUUUUAACAAUAAACACUUAAGU
Cydia strobilella is the source of this 2860-nucleotide messenger RNA. RefSeq names its product arginyl-tRNA--protein transferase 1 (gene Ate1). Lineage: Eukaryota; Metazoa; Arthropoda; Insecta; Lepidoptera; Tortricidae. The transcript has 8 exons. Bases 161 to 1666 code for a protein of 501 amino acids. Gene Ontology annotation, biological process: protein arginylation. Gene Ontology annotation, molecular function: arginyl-tRNA--protein transferase activity. The record is from RefSeq and is a predicted model, not a curated record. Gene Ontology annotation, cellular component: cytoplasm.